CGGCGGCGGGCGCGUGUGCCGUUUUCGGGGCCCGUUCUCGAGGCUGUGGCUGGCUUCGCCUCCCGCCCGCUUGGAGACAAGGAUGAGUGUUUUCUGACAUGGCUUUGCAGUGCAAGAUACAGACUUUGCAAGUGGUUGAUACUGAAUAUAGUGCUGAUGCUGUGGAGUGGUGCCCUGUGGAAGGCUGGCACAACAUCCUGGUAUGUGGCACCUACCAGCUGAAGAAACCUGAUGGCAAGAACCCUGAGGAGAGCAAUAAGCCCCAUAUCCGACUGGGCCGCCUCUACCUGUAUCACUUUGAAGAACAGAUUUUUUCUCCACUGACAGAGAUACAGAGGCUAGAAACAGCUGCUGUGCUGGAUAUUAAAUGGUGCCAUGUUCCUGUUGCAGAACAUCCCUUGCUGGCUGUUGCAAAUGCCAAGGGAGCAGUGGAGUUUUGCUGCCUGACAGGAAGUGAGAAGAACAGCUGCAAGUUCAAACCAUUGUGCAGCGUUGACCUAGGAGAUGAAUGCCUCACAUUAUCGUUGGACUGGUCUACAGGACGAAAACAGGGGGGGAGCCCAUUGCAGCUGGUCAGCAGUGAUUCCAAAGGGAGGCUGAGCUUGCUGUCUGUCGAUGAAUCUUCUCCUUCUGUGCACAUUAUGCAACAGUGGAAGGCACAUGAUUUUGAGGCCUGGAUUGCUGCAUUUGACUACUGGAAUACACAUGUUAUCUAUUCUGGUGGAGAUGAUUCCAAACUAAGGGGCUGGGAUGCCCGUGUCAGUCCCAUGGCUCCUGUUUUCACAUGCGAGAGGCACUCAAUGGGGGUAUGCAGUAUUCAGUGCCAUCCACUCAGAGAGAAUCUGCUGGCCACAGGAAGCUAUGAUGAACAUGUUCUCCUGUGGGACACUCGAAAUAUGAAGCAGUCAUUGGCGGACACCCAUGUGCAGGGAGGAGUGUGGCGGCUGAAAUGGCAUCCAACACAGGAGCACUUACUGCUGGCAGCCUGUAUGCACAAUGGCUUCAAAAUCCUCAAUUGCCAAGGCGCUAUGGAGGAGAACAAAGAGCGAUGUCCUGUUCUUUCAUCCUAUGUUUUGCAUAAUUCCUUGGCUUAUGGAGCUGAUUGGUCAAGGCUUACCCUGAAGAAUCCCUUGGUACUGUCUACAGAGAUGCCAGUGGUUCAUGAAGAUGAAGGAGCGACACAUGUGGAUCUUGAAGUCCACAACCUGAAGAUAGUUUAUGAAUCUCCUACUGCUACCUUUGAUGUGUUGUUAGAUGAGGAUCAAACCCCUGCUUCACCAGUCCAAGUGGAAGGAAGCUUUGACUUUCAACAACCAGGUCCUGGUGGGGAUGGUUCAAAUACCAAACUGGCCAAAGCCCAAAGAGAAACCAGCCUCCUGGCAACAUGCUCCUUUUAUGACAAUGUUCUACAUGUCUGGAAGUGGGAAAUUAGCCAGACUAUCUCUUCAGCCUAGACAUAAUGUCAGCAUUCAUUCUGGACUAACGUUUUGGCCUGCUUGCCUUUCUCUUUAGUGGGCCCUUUAGCACCAAAGGAUAACGUAGAGGAAGCUGUCCUGGCCCCAUGGCUAUAUAUUUCCUACAUGAGGUUUCUAGCUUUACUCCUGGGGUCCUGUGGCUUUAAGAGCUUUGAAGACUCCUUGGACACUUUGGCCGAGUUAUAUUGCAUAAAAAGGUGGGCUCAAUGGCACUAAAGCUUGUCUUCAUAAGAGUAAGGGCCUUAGUUAUAGCACAAAUUCAAUUAUCUGAGGUUUUCUUGUUCUACUAGAAGAAUCUUUUGUACACAGCAAUUCCUGCUUGAGAUGGAAUAAGGUUCUAUUGCUCCCUAUACCUAGCAUUUUAAUCCCUUUUUACUUUCCCUGUAAAAGAAGCCUUUCUCUGUUAUGUUUGGAAACUGGGGUAAGACAUGGGUUCAAGAGAAACCAUCAGUCCCUUACUUUUUUGUUGGGGAAUGAGCUUUUCAUGGGUAUCUUUUUUCAAACACUAGCUUAAAAUAAGGUAGACAAAAAGCAGAAACCUGUUUGCCAGCUGCCUCAUUUGGCAGUCGCUUAACGAUUAAAGAUCUUUUGGUUCCAGCCAGAUACUUGAAGGCGAGGAAAUACACCAGCAGUACUAUACUCACUUUUCUGUAAUCCAAAUCCUGAGCCUAGGAAUGCCUAGAGUCUUAGCCUCUGGCUUGAAGCUUGCAAUUGCUUUGAACUUGCUACUGGGAGUAUGUUAAUGGGGAACAGAGAAGCCGUUUUGCCCAUCUCUGCUGUAGAUUGCCUCAGAGCUAAGGCAGCUACUACAUACUAUGAAGUUUUAGUAUUGCUUCCAUAUCACAGAAUGAAAGACCACCAGCAACAAACAGUAUUAAUAGCAGGCAAGGAUACUCGACACCUAGGGAAAAACUAUGCAAGUUCCUUAAUUCUGCAAAAAUCCUUGCUGAAGGGCAUAAAGUUCUCGAGACACGACAUACUAUCUAGGCUACUUAUGUGCAAAUAUGCACAUUGUGAACAAAAAUCGCUUGUUUAAAUAAAAUAUAUAUUUUGAACUUUUCUAAAAUAAAAAUAGAUACAACUUC
Messenger RNA from Eublepharis macularius, 2560 nucleotides. RefSeq names its product diphthamide biosynthesis 7 (gene DPH7). Gene Ontology annotation, molecular function: protein binding. The transcript is spliced from 10 exons. The record is from RefSeq and is a predicted model, not a curated record. NCBI's taxonomy places the organism in Eukaryota, Metazoa, Chordata, Lepidosauria, Squamata, Eublepharidae. The coding region runs from base 99 to 1454 and encodes 451 amino acids.